Archocentrus centrarchus (flier cichlid) is the source of this 988-nucleotide messenger RNA. It is a transcript of the gene med31, whose product is annotated as mediator complex subunit 31. Bases 131 to 532 code for a protein of 133 amino acids. The transcript is spliced from 4 exons. NCBI's taxonomy places the organism in Eukaryota, Metazoa, Chordata, Actinopteri, Cichliformes, Cichlidae. Gene Ontology annotation, cellular component: mediator complex. Gene Ontology annotation, molecular function: transcription coregulator activity. The record is from RefSeq and is a predicted model, not a curated record. Gene Ontology annotation, biological process: regulation of DNA-templated transcription.
UCUGCGCACGUUUGAUGGCGGCGAUUAAUCCUGAGAGGAGCAAAGCUCGGUGGAUUUAUUUGUGUUUUUUAGACGUUUCUUAACGGUUUAUUCGACGUUUACCGCCUUCAUCCACAUACCUGCUGCAGCCAUGGAAACAGAGGAGCAGGCGAGGAACCGUUUCCAGUCAGAGCUCGAGUUCAUCCAGUGUUUGGCCAACCCCAACUACCUGAACUUUCUGGCUCAGAGAGGCUUCCUGAGGGAGAGACCCUUCAUCAACUACCUGAAGUAUCUGCUGUACUGGAAGGAGCCCGAAUACGCCAAGUUCCUCAAGUACCCCCACUGCCUGCACAUGCUGGAGCUGCUGCAGUACGAGCACUUCAGGAAGGAGCUGGUGAACGCUCAGUGCGCCAAGUUCAUCGAUGAGCAGCAGCUGCUGCACUGGCAGCACUACUCACGCAAACGCAUGCGGCUGCAGCAGGCGCUCGCCGAGCAGCAGCAGGCGCAGCAGCAGCCGGCGCCGCCUCACGGCAACAACGCCGCCACCAAGUGAUGAUGUCACAGGAGGCUGAAGGUGGAGCGGUGGUGACUCUUUCAGCCGGAUAUCGAGUUUGUUUUUCUGCUUCAUGUCAACAAUAAAGACUUUUGAGGAUUUUUUUUGGGGGGGGGGGCAGCUGAUGGAGAACGUCAAACGAUCCACAAAUGUUUGCAGACGUAAGGUCAUCAUCACAGAGCAGCAGCUGGUGUUGAAACAUAAGCUUUGUACUUCCUGUUGGGAUUUUCAAGUUAAAAUUUCUCCUGAAUGAACAUGUCAGUCUCCGAUCCUCUCAGCAGAAACAAACUGGAAGCAGGAACACCAGCAGAGCUGAGGAAGUCUUUGUCCUGUUUGUGUGUAAACUCCUGAUGUUCCGAGUGGGUCCUCACAGCUGGAGAGGAGGGCGUGGAACUGUUAGAGCUGAAGGUGGGCUCUAUUCGAUGCUUUGUUCUAAUAAAAUAUUUGAAAUGUAAA